AUGUCGAACAACGUGGAGAAGACAGCUGUUAUUCCGGAUGACGAUGAGCCGGAUGAUUGGGACAAGCGGAUCUUCAGCACAGGCUGCCAUACUGAGCAGGAUAAGAUGAAUGACUGCUACUAUGCAAAGAAGGACUGGCGCGAAUGCAAAAAAGAGAUGGAAGCUUUCCGCGAGUGCUGGAAGCGCCAGGGCAACGAUCAGCGAACACAGACCAAAGACGCAUAA
This is a messenger RNA of Penicillium verrucosum, 225 nucleotides long. RefSeq lists its product as uncharacterized. The record is from RefSeq and is a predicted model, not a curated record. The transcript is spliced from 4 exons. Gene Ontology annotation, cellular component: mitochondrial intermembrane space. Lineage: Eukaryota; Fungi; Ascomycota; Eurotiomycetes; Eurotiales; Aspergillaceae. Bases 1 to 225 code for a protein of 74 amino acids. Gene Ontology annotation, biological process: mitochondrial respiratory chain complex IV assembly.